Struthio camelus australis is the source of this 5276-nucleotide messenger RNA. Its product is annotated as leukotriene C4 synthase. NCBI's taxonomy places the organism in Eukaryota, Metazoa, Chordata, Aves, Struthioniformes, Struthionidae. The record is from RefSeq and is a predicted model, not a curated record. Gene Ontology annotation, molecular function: glutathione peroxidase activity; glutathione transferase activity; leukotriene-C4 synthase activity. Gene Ontology annotation, cellular component: nuclear envelope; endoplasmic reticulum; membrane. Gene Ontology annotation, biological process: leukotriene biosynthetic process.
UUUACAUGUGUGAGUGCCUUUUGAUGAGGAAUUGAUGGGAGUAUUCUGGCAUUGCUUUUAUACUGACAUCCCCUCUAGCCAGAUGUAUUAAGUAUACAGAUAAAGGACAUCAAACUCCUUUAGAAGGAAGGCUUUAAGAAGUUCUCCAAGUUAUCUCUAAAUAGUAUGCUCAUCCCUAUAGUUUCCCAAAGCCUUGGCUUUCUAGGUUGUUUUUAAAACAAUGGUUUUGAAAGUUUUUUCCCAUUUUAUCUUUAAAGUGAAGCUUCCCACCAUCACUGAAGGAGCACUUCAUCUUUCAAUGAGAUGAAAAAGAGUAUCAGUGGGAGUGACUGAUCAUGGUCUUGUUUCAUGCAGUGGCAACUUUCAAGCGGAAGGUUAAAGCAGCUCAUGAAAGAUUGUACUGGCCCUUAAAAAUUUUGCUAUGAGUAAUCAUCUGGGAACAUAGCUUAUUUAUGUGACCUCUUUGAUAUGCCACAGAUCAGGAAAUCUCAGGGAUAUCUGUUUUACGUCAGUCUAGAUCAACAGGCGACCACACAUCUCCAACAUAUGCUGAGUUUCUACACCAAACUCAGCAUACUUCACGUAAAGUCUUUCUCAGCCUGGAUGUUGCUGGCAAAAACAACCGUCUGCUAUUUUACUUUCUGAAAGGACGAUCCUUGGUGUAGACCAGUGUGCUAGGAAGACAGCCCGUGGUAACUCUUCUCAUGCAAAGUUUUUAAGGCCAUUGCCAAGCACAGAGAAGCCAGGGCUCAUGUCAGAGCCACAGCGCCCAGCUCGCACCUUCCUGGGAGCGCGGCUGGGAGCAGCAGAGCUGAACUUGCCUACAGCUGUCCCCAUUUCCUAGGAAUGGCCAAACACAGCUGGCUUCGUGGUGGUAAGGGAUGAAAUCAUGAAUAGCUGUCGUUUUGCCACAGUCUGUCUUCUUUUUAGCCUCUCCGUCCUUCCUAUAGCUGCAAAAUCCAUGACUUCCAAGAACAUAUAUUGGUCUGAGCUAUAGGAAAGCCCAGCUGGCAAAGGCAGCAGAGGCAGGGUUUCGCGUCUUCGCUGUUCCAGCCUGAGGGGGCUGUUAGUUGUCCAGACUGAGGUGCUCUGGGCUGAGCCCUUUUUAAUUCUUUUGAACGAAAAAAAACCAAACCAACAAACAAACAAGCCCACUUUUCUCCUAUGUGGCUUUCAAUGCUUUUGAACUAAAAGAUCUCUCACUUUUUCUGUGCGGCUUUUAGAAAAACACAAACCGUUCCCAACUGCGGUUCCACUAUCACAAGUUUGAACGUACUCAGUGGCUGCAAAAGGAUUAGAAGGGAAAGCGCUAACUGUGAAAAUAUUAGAAAAUAUUUGGCUGUUUUUACCAUACGUUUGGAAGGUCAAGGAGCCUCCCUGCUCUGCAGCUGAAGUCUAAGCUGCUCCGACGCAAAAUGUUUCCUCUUCGGCGAGCAGAAACAUCGCCAGACUCUGGGCUGCUGCCUUUUCCUUCCCCUCCGAUAGGCACUGUAAACCACGCGGCUGCUCAUAACUCUCUCAGGCCUUCUGCGUUGCUCAUUUUUCUUGCGAAGAUCAUUUUAAAUCCAGAUUAGCGUCGCAACCCAGCUCACGCUGCAGCUCUACAGCCACAACUGCGAAGCAGCAAGGGCAAACGGCUGCAGGAAGAGGAGGUGGCAGAGCGACGCCAGCAGCGGGCCACGGAGAGAAAUGCCUCCAGCGAUGUCUCUGGAAGGCGCGAUGAUUUUGCAAGCGGCUUGUUCUGGAGUGACGGCCGGCAGCCGUGCCGAAGAUACCCGCAGUUCCAAAACGGUUGCGUGCGGGGACGAGAAAACCUCGUGCCCUCCGUGAGGUAAAGACAGGCCUGAAAAAUUAUGCUUAUGGGGGAGAGAGGAGGAGAAGAGAGAGCGAUAGCUGUGUUUGUUCCUUCAGGUUUCUGCUUGGCCUUGCUAUGUUUAGACUAGACCGGACGGUACGAGGGGUGUUCUGUAUCUCAGGGUGCCUUGGGAAGUGGGAGUGCCCGUUGUGAGCCUUCAAAACUCCUCCCGGCCAGGGUUUCCGGACAUACAUUUGAUGCUUUUGACCCAGGCGGUGCUGCGCUGUAGCCUGACUGAGGUGUAAGCACAGGUCUUUUUUGAUCAGUUGUUUUGCCCUGGGCUUUUUUGGCUUUUUUGGUUUUUUUUUUUGCUUUUGCUAGCAGGGUCUAAUCAGACAAGGAGCUGAGGGAAAAACAAACUUCUUUAAGCGCUGGGAGACCUCUGCCCUUUUACCGCUGAAACAGGAAAGUCCCUCACUGCUCUGAUAGCGAAGCUGGAGAAAACAAAACACAAUGUUCCUCGUACUUCUAAGCAGUUGCUGGAAGGAAAAUUGCUCAGUUCUGAUAUGAAACUAUUCAUCUUACAUGGAAUGCUUGAAAAAUGGUGGCAUCUCUGCUUGGUGGUUGGAGAAAUACCAAGCUGGGACCUUGUUAUAGCCUCUUUGAUUGCCUUUAUCCCUUGUAAGGAGGCAAAAAGGGAACCAACCAAUUGUUUCUUAUAAAGCCUAUAAAAAACAUGAGAUCUACCACAUAAUUUCUGUAAACUGCUUAUUGUUUUCUGUACUAAAGAAGUUUAAUGAUCCCUUUGUCUUAACCUGUUUUCUUUUUCCCCUGGGCUAGAAAGAAAAUUCUUUGAAUGAAUGGAGAGGAAGGAAACAAAGCAGGGCGUGCGAUCACUUGCAGCUGUCCAGUUUUGCAAUGACAAGCAGACGUUAAUAUAGUAGGUUAGUCCCAGCAUUCACAUGUGAAAGCUCCAUUGUCUUUUUGCUGUAUCCUGAUGGAUUCUGCACGUUUUUAUCUGAGCAAAACUCUCACUGCUGUUUGCUAUGAGAGCUUUUUUGGGCGAGGAUUGACCAGAAGAUCAAAUGCACAGUUCCCAGCCUUUCCGGAAGGAGUGCUGCCUCUGAGACCCUCUCCGUGUCUCUGACAGUCAUUCUGCAGCACUCAUCCCCAAAUAAAGCAGAACGGUGCAAGACAGAUCUCUAGCUUUUAUACUUUUUCACAUCCUGUCUUCCAAUUGCAGUGGCGUUUUCAUGCACGGGCUUUCAUUGCUGCUGUUUCUGCGCGAUGGCAGUAAGUCUUGCUCGGUGCCCGACCCGCAGUCGAGAGUCUUUGCGCAGAGCGAUGCAUAGUGAAACACUGUGAUCCCUGACGCCUGGGUGGUUUGUAAAACAUGUGUGUGCAGAACAUGUGUGUGCAGAACAGCCCAAGUCUGCACACGCAACAUCAUCAAGAAAGACGUGCCUUGGAGCUUGCCAGGAGCGGUUUUAAACCAGAUGCCACAGUAGGAAUGGACUGCUGGGCUGUUGAGAUUUGUUCCCCCACGUGGCCGCUAGUUCUCCUCUCUUAUCUCUCAUGCUAGUUCUCUACAGGCGCUCCAAUUUCCUCAUAGCGUAUUCCUGGAAAAAGGAGGGUGGGAACAGAAAUACUAUAUAAGCCCUCUCUCUGUCACUUCGCAUUGCCAUUGUGCAUAGGGUAACAGGCAAGCCAGAGCCCUCCUCUCCUGGUUUUACCCACCACAUGCAAACCUUUCCUGUUCGAUUAGAGCAAACCUUUGCUGCCAGCUCCUGCCACAUCAGCAAGGACUAAAGCUGACCAGAGGAGCUUCUGAUCAGGAAAUCAGGUUUUCUGGGGUGUGGAAGAGGCAGUAUGCUGGAUCAGAUUCAUCUGCUGGCUGCCGUGACGGUUCUGGGCGUCCUGGAGCAAGCCUACUUCUUCCUCCAGGUGAUCUAUGCCAGGCGGACGUUUGGCAUUUCUCCUCCGAAGAUUUCAGGCCCACCCGAAUUUGAGAGGAUCUUUCGAGCACAGGUGAAUUCCUCUGAGUAUUUUCCCAUUUUCCUGGCACUUCUGUGGCAGGCUGGCAUCUUCUUCCAUCAAGGUCUGGCUGCAUCCUUGGGUCUGCUCUAUCUCUGCUCUCGCUACUGCUACUUUAUGGGCUACAGGGCAUCGUCGUCAGAAAGGCUCACCCCCAUAUACUUCGGCACCGGAGUCCUCUGGGUCCUCGUUGCAGCGGCAGCCCUGGGCCUCUCGCAUUUCUUCCUGGCUCACUACGUGGGGCUGAACGUCCUGCGGCUUCUCACAGUGUGACACGCACCUCUGGCCCUCGUAGGUGUCUUCUCCUUCGAGUCCUGCUCCCCCUGACCUCACAGUAGCAGACUGGCUGCACCUGGUAUUGCCCAUAGUGACAAACGCACCUUGCCGGAGUUUCAAACACCUCCUUCCCUGCUGCCCAGCGCUGGCAAGGAGCCCUGAGAUGCUCGGCAGGUAUUCUUCCCCCACAGCACUAUCUGUGCCAAGUGCUGCCUGUCCGGGCAACACCUAAGACGGGCAUUUGUCUGAAAGCACCUGUGGGCUGGGGCGUAACGAGAGAGGUGAGGGAUGAACAGGGGCGGCCACAAACGGAUCGAUGGCCGGGCUGUGCGAAGCACCUGCCUGCGCAUCAGCAGAGCCAAAGAGAGUUUGUUAAUGUCCUUGUAACAGUUGUUCACUAUUGUCCGUAGACAAUACUGCAAAUCAGACGGAGCAAACCUGUAACCACUACUGCAUAUAAUCUAUAUGCAUAUAUAUAUGCAAAAUUAUAUAUGCAUAUAUAAUUUUGAAUAUUGCUGAGCCACAGCACGCAUGAGAGCUACUGCCAAUAAACAGCGCUAAGCUUGCUGUGCUGUGUUUUUUUCCUUGUGGGUCUACGUCUAGCGCAGAACAAAAACUCGACUGCGGGCUUGGAGCGCCGGGCGGCUGCCUGGGUUUCCCUGCCGCGCAGCGCAACGCAGGCUGCGAGCGUUAUGUCCCGUGGGAGACGUGUUCGGCACGCUCGUAGCAAGAAGCUGAUUUUCAGAGGUGCUGAGCUCUGGGAUUCGGGGCUGAUUUCCUCUGCAGCGGAGGCGCUCUGCACCAAAAGCUCGCCGCUGCUGGGGUGGCUCGUCAGGUGCUCAGACCUCCCUCUAACUUGGCCCCCCUGCGACAGGAGGGGCUGCGUUUUCCAAGGAGCUCAGCAUUCAAAACGCUGGUCCUUUUGGCCGUCAGUCCUCGCACGUUUGCAACACAGCUUAGAAAACACCAGAAGCGCCUUGUGCUAUAGUGCCCGCGGGACUUCACAUCGCGUCCAGAGAGCAAAAAUGACGGCGUUAACGUGCCGACAGUUCAACCGUGAUCUAAAGCCUGCCGUCCUCUCCUCCCUUCCCCAGCGGUAGUCUUAUCUUAGAUUAUAAGAACAAAAGGAGGGGUUUUGGAAGUGAUUAAUUUUUCACAUGGUUUUCAUUUC